Molecule: messenger RNA, 1479 nt
Organism: Chelonus insularis
Lineage: Eukaryota; Metazoa; Arthropoda; Insecta; Hymenoptera; Braconidae
Gene: Rad1
Product: Radiation insensitive 1
Exons: 5
Coding region: 143-958 (271 amino acids)
Biological process (GO): DNA repair; DNA damage checkpoint signaling
Cellular component (GO): nucleus; checkpoint clamp complex
Molecular function (GO): 3'-5' exonuclease activity
Source: RefSeq, a predicted model, not a curated record
AUAAGAGAUAAAACUGACUUGACAUGCAAACAUGUUUUAGCAGCUUGGUUAGUUACUUUAACUCCAGAUAAAUUAAUCAAAAAAGAACUUACACGAGAACAAUUUCGAAGUUUAUGGUUAUAUCAAGUAUCUUAUAUGCAAGAUGAGCACACAGGAUAGUUAUAAAUUUGUCGCAAAGCUUGGAAAUCUCAAAACAGUUGUACAACUAUUAAGGUUUAUUAAUUUUAAAGAGUGGGCGACGUGUUAUUGUUCAGAAAAUGGUCUGAAAGUAACAGUAGAAGAUUUCAAAUGUAUUCAAGCAAGUGCUUACGUUCCAAUAAAUGUCUUCCAAGAAUUUAAUCUCGAUGAGGAUGUCAUGUUCAAAAUUAAUUUAACAAUAUUGGUUGAAUGUUUGGGAAUGUUUUGGAGUAGUAUGUCUAACCAGGGAUCAUCUGUCGUUCUACAGCUUUAUUACAAAGGUGUUGGUCAUCCAAUAUCUGUUCUAAUUGAAGAAGAUGGUAUUAUAACAGACUGUUCAUUAAAAACAUUUGAACCAGAUGAUCUUUUAGAUUUUAAUAUGGAACCAGAUAGUAUUGUAAAUAAAGUUAUAAUGAAUACUGAUCUGUUAAAAGAUAUUUGGAGUGAACUGGAUCCCACGACAGAGUUUAUGGAGUUGAUCCUUUCUCCUGAUGCUCCAUAUUUUCGAAUAAGCACCAAUGGACUCGCAGGCGAGUGUCAUAUUGAAUUACCUCAUGAUAGUGAAUUAAUCGAUAAUUUUGACUGUAAAGCAACAACAGCAUUUUGUUAUCAGUACACUCAUGUCAAACCUGCUACAAAAGUUCUUAGUUGUGCUAAUAAGGUAUCAAUUAGAGUUGAUCGGUCAGGACUUUUAGGUUUCCAAUAUCUUAUUAAAACUGAUGAUGGACAUACUUGUUAUAUCGAAUAUUAUCUGUCACCUGUAAUCGAUACGGAUGAAUGAAAAAUACAAAAAUCAUUCUUAUCAAGAUCUUAAUAUAUUCAGACUAGAAGGUACUGUACAUUGAUAUUCGAUAACUGGAUACUUUUUAUAAUUGAUCAUAUUUCGAGCCAGCAUCAUGAACACAUGAUGAUGAAAUUAUUUAUUACAAUUUAGCAAUAAAACAACACAAAGCUCGAUUAUACUAGUAAAUUUCUUUUCAUUUUUUCAUUUUUCUUAUGUGCAACAGAUCUUCAAUAUUAUUUAGAGAAUAAUAAACAUUCUUUUGUAAUUUAAGAGCAAUUCUAGAAAUAUACGAUUUUUAUUUUCAUUCUUAAAUAUUAACAAGUACUAUGAAAGAAAAAAUUAAUCGAUAAUCAUUACUAUAAGUAAGAUAUGUUCUGUCUAUAAAAUGUGUCACAGAGUACUAAAGAUUAAACAAAAAAGCGUUUUAGCCAUUUAUUUGUUUUUCCAAUUGAUUAAAAAUGAAAAAAUAAAAAGAAAUUUUAUUACAUUUAAAUAAUGUAAAUAUAUAGAAGCCAUAG